This is a messenger RNA of Lytechinus variegatus (green sea urchin), 3341 nucleotides long. Its product is annotated as soluble scavenger receptor cysteine-rich domain-containing protein SSC5D-like. Lineage: Eukaryota; Metazoa; Echinodermata; Echinoidea; Temnopleuroida; Toxopneustidae. The record is from RefSeq and is a predicted model, not a curated record. The transcript has 5 exons. Gene Ontology annotation, cellular component: membrane. The coding region runs from base 359 to 1462 and encodes 367 amino acids.
GCAUUUUUAUUAAUUAAGAAAUCAUCUCACCGAGACCUAACUAGGAUUUAGUGUAUAGUUGGUGAAAACUACGAUUUUUGUAACUUGUUUUCAUGAAAACCAAGAGUCGCUUCUGAUAAGCUAUAGAAAGAUGCCCUUCUAACUGAUUCGUUUUAUUAGGAUUCAAGACAUCAGUACCAUCAGGAGAAAAUACAAUUAUUGAGGAAACGAGUCUUUGUUUGUGGAUACAGCCCAUAUUGACAUAUUCUGACACUGCGUGACUUGUUACUCGUUUAAACUGGUACUGAUCAAAGAAAGACGCAAAGAGGAAUAUCCUUAAGAAAUAUUCAGACACCACUGAUACAACGGUCGAAACACCAUGGCGAGGAUUAGCAUGUUAUGGAGUUUCUUGGUGAUUUUUGCACCUGUUAUCGCCCAAGUUGAAGCACAAUCAGAAGGCGCCCUCAGACUGGUAGGUGGCUCCUCUGCGCUCGAAGGUCGUCUUGAGAUUUAUCACAACUACGAGUGGGGGACGAUAUGCGACGACUACUUCGACCUCGCCGACGCCGACGUCGCUUGCCGGCAACUCGGCUACAUCAGCGCUCAGGCGGUCAAGGAAAGGGCGUAUUACGGUGCGGCGUCGUCCAGCGUGGAGAUUUGGCUUGAUAACGUUGACUGUACUGGAAACGAGGGCGAACUGAGGUACUGCAGUAGCCGCGGUUGGGGCGUCGAGAACUGCGGUCACAACGAGGAUGUGGGGAUCGUAUGCAGAUAUACCACAGCGAGCGAAGGGGAUCUCCGUCUCGUUGACGGUGAGGAUCUGGACGAAGGUCGUGUUGAGAUUUAUCAUAACGGAGUAUGGGGGACGAUCUGCAACGAUUACUGGGCCUACGACGAAGCCCGUGUCGCGUGUCGUCAACUCGGCUACUACGGUGUUUCAUACUCAAAAACAAGUAUGUACGGUCCUGGUACCGGUCCUAUUCACCUUGACAAUGUGAUGUGUUAUGGGUACGAGGACAGACUCCUCCAGUGCUACAAUUUGGAUUGGGAUACGACCGACUGUGUACAUACUGAGGACGUUGGAAUCAACUGUGCCUUCGACAACUCAAACACAGCCUUGUCGUGGUGGGCCAUCAGCCUCAUUGUUCUAGGUUCCCUAUUCGUCUUCGUGCUCUUCGCGGUUAUAAUCGGUAAAGUGUGCUCGAAGCCGCGGUCAAAACGCAACGCGUCGGCCGCGGUGACUUCAACCGAAACGGCUCCCGUGCAAACGUACCCGGCCCAGGCUGGCUCGAUGUACCCACCGCCAAUGGCGUACCCGGCAACAACCGUAACGUACCCACCGGCAGCCGGACCAACCGCGGCAUACCCACCGAAUACCGUGGCCUACCAAGCGUACCCACCAACGGUUGCCGAUUCGGGUGCUGCAGCUCCGCCUGCAUACACCCAGGUUGCGCCCGGUAAUCCCCCGCCACCACAGAAGUAGCCUGGUGGCACAGAGGCAGACAGUCUACAAAGAAUGUUCCCAGAUUGUUUCGAAGGGAGAUUAAAAAAUAGUAAGAGAGAAAUCGAGGUAAGGGCGGGAGUGGAUAUUAGAAUGUUGGUUUAACUAUUCAAAAAGUGUUCACUUGGAUACUAUUGGCUACUGUAUUUUAGCAAAAAUUAUUGAUUCAAUAAAACACAUAAAAAAAAUUACUACUCGACCACAACCAGUACAUGAUGCAAUGAUCUACCACCAUUCCCCAAUGUCAUUCCUUCACAGAAAGGACGGCUGGAUCACAGCAAAACCACAUAACCACAACUUUUUCCAUAUCAUACCACACAAAGACCACAGAUUAUGUAUAUCAAACUUUUUAAUCAGUUAAACCACAGACUGUUGAUAAAAAUUGCUUAUGAUUUUGUUUAUUGUUCUGAAUUUUGUGGAAAAUCAGGUCAAAUUGGAGCAUGUUCAAAUUACAUGAAAUGUGUGAAGAUACUAUAAAUGUGUAACCAUGAAAAUAAUCAAUAUAAAACAUAAUUAACAAUUAUUAAUUCUUGAAUAAUUAAUAAUUUGAAAAUAAUCUGCAAAAACGAGUCUUUGUUUUCUUUUUCAUGUAAACUCGCUAAAAAAAAUCGUAUGAAAAUGGUUACUUCUGUAACAACAGCUUUUGAAAUUGGUACCGGAACGAUGUUGAAAUUUUUUUUUCAAUAAGUUGGCCUUCUGUUAUAAUGAAUGAUAUGGAAGUUCAUUGUUGUUGGAGAACAUUUUGGAAGAUGAUUGUUGUUGGAGAACAUGCUUUCAUUUUUAAAAUUAAAAACAAAAAAAUUUGGCAAGAAUAAGAAAAAAAUACAAAUCCAAGUAUUGUAUUCUGAUUCAAAGCGUCCAAAACAGAGUUGGCCCUUAUCGUGAUUUCUCCCAUUGUAUCAUAUAAUGCCUUUUAUAAAAGUAUAGUUAAUAUUGUAUAUUUGUCAGGUUACUUCGCAUUCAUCCUUUUUUUUUUUGCUGUGAUUCAAAAACAUUUUAACCCAGGAGCCGGUUGCACAAAAUGUUUAGAUCAAACGAAACUUGCAUUUCAAGCAAUAAAGUGCGCGCAUUUAGGACCUGUGCUUGAUUCGAAACUCUCCUGCAAAGGGCCCCAGUAGUGGAAUACCAAUUCGAAUAAUGUGCUAAGCAUGCACUUUCGUUAAUAUGCAAUACUACCAUGACUAAUUUUUAUGCAAUAUUUUUUUUUCAAGAAUAUUUUGCUGUUAAAUGCUUGAAUAGUAAAUGCAAAUCUGAUCGUGAACGCGUUGAAAUUACAUCCGUGUUUUCGUUGCGAAUACAGAUACCUGUACCUAAUAUGAUUAUAAUAUGAUUCUCGUAUUUUUAUGUGUAUUCUGUUCUGUCCAGUAUUGUGAAUUUGUUCUACAAGUUUUCCUAAUACAUGUGAUAUAGUAAAACCAAGAGGACAUGCGCAGUUAAGUUUAUCGGGGACAUGCUCCUGUUAGUGACAUUUUACUCCUGUCUUAAUAAGUCAGAGGGCAUAAGGUUGUAACAGAGUUUUUGGCUCAGAGAAGUCUUAAGAUAAAGGAUCGGGGUUUAUUUAAUUUUGGAGGUUAAGUUUGAUGCUUGACUUAACGUGCAGAUUUUUCAUUGGAGCAAAUGUCAGGGCAAAUGCCACUGAUGGAACCAGUUUAUUAUUGAAUGGAAAACCCUUAAACGAAUUUGAUAUAAAUACACCCCGCACACCCUAUGUUUUGCCUUGUAUAUUUUAAUUCUUACCGCUGAAGUAAAUCGUACAAGUUAACAUUUGUUGUUGUUGCAAAUUUCUGAUAUAAAACAAGUCAAUUUGGAUGAUACAGCAAUAUAUUAGCAAUACAAUAGAAUAAAAUCAAUUUCAAUCUCA